CGUUGAGCAUGAGCAAGAUGGCAGCCUCCGAGACGGUUAGGCUACGGCUUCACUUUGACUACCCGCCGCCGGCCACUCCACACUGCACGGUCUUCUGGCUUCUGAUUGACCUAGACAGAUGCCGAGUUGUCACGGAUCUCAUCAGUCUCAUCCGCCAGCGCUUCGGCUUCAGUUCCGGGGCGCUCCUGGGCCUCUAUUUGGAAGGGGGGCUGUUGCCCCCUACCGAGAGCGCGCGCCUGGUGAGAGACAACGACUGCCUCAGGGUUAAGUUAGAAGACCAAGGACUCCCUGAGAAUUUGAUAGUAAGCAAUGGUGGCGACUCUAAUUUCCCAUGUAGGAAAGCGAAGAAGCGGGCUUUUAAGUUGAUGGAGGAUGAGGAAACGGACCAGGGAUACAAGUGUUUGAAGAAGCACUGGAAGAGGCAGGAGGACAGCAGCCAUAACGAGAAGGCCUCAGACCUGGAAACCAAGGUCUUCCCAGAUGAGAUGGGGCAGACAAAGAAUAAGAGAAAAAGCAAAGUGACAGGCAGCCCAGCCAGCCCAGCCGAGGAGGACGAGGAAGAGACCAAAAAGAAAUCUUCAAAAAGAAAGGAGAAAUGUGAACAGAAGAAGCAGACUAGGGCCUCCAAGUCUCCCAAACAACAGACGCCUAAAGAAGGGGGCUCACAGAACUGCAGCUUCCCCAAGGCCUCCCCCAGAAGCAGCCUUGCUAAAGCCCGGAGGAGAAGCAGCACAGGGCCAAAAGGUAGCUCGAGCUACCUGUCAGAGUCUGAGUCCUGUCCAGAGUCAGUCAGCGAUGGCCACUGCAGUAUCACGAUGCAGGGGAUCAGCUUUUCAGAGGAACUGUCAGCUGAGCUGUUGAAAGAUGGACCUGCUACAAAAACUGCCGCUACCAACAUACAGGCCUCAAAGCCUGGCUUUACCUUCAGCUCUGGCAAGGGCAAGGCCUCCAGAACCUCGUCAUCCAGUUCAGACUCCAGUUCAGAGUCGGAAGACCAGUUCCUGGUGUCCAAGAACAUGCUCGAGGGCUCAUCUGACUUCUUGAAGACAACAGGCCUCUUUGUAGGGCAAGGGUGUUCCAGUCCAGGGCUGUCAUUGGAGACUCCGGGUAUUAUGGGAUGGAAACCUUCUGACUCAAACAGAGGCAGACAAGCUCCUGGUCCUCCCAAUGUGCCUGUCCCCACCAGUUUGGGAAGAGGAUGGGGGCGAGGAGAGGACUUCUUGUUUGGGAAGGGACUGAGGGGCCGGGGUGUUCGGGGCCGAGGGCGAGGACGAGGGCAAGCUGUCUCCUGUAUCUUGAAUAGAAGCUCUGAGAGCCAGAAGCAGAAACAGUUAAAUGAUAUUCUAACAAACUCAUCCAUGGUGAUCCAGAAUCCAGUAGAGACCCCCAAGAAGGACUAUAGUCUGUUACCACUGUUGGCAGCUGCCCCUCAAGUCGGAGAAAAGAUUGCAUUUAAGCUUUUGGAGCUCACAUCCGACUACUCUCCUGACGUCUCUGACUACAAGGAAGGAAAAAUAUUGAGCCACGAUCCAGAGACCCAGCAAGUGGAUAUAGAAGUCCUCUCCUCCUUACCAGCUUUGAAAGAACCUGGGAAGUUUGAUCUGGUCUAUCACAAUGAAAACGGAACGGAGGUGGUGGAGUACGCCGUGACGCAGGAGAAGAGGAUCACUGUCCUCUGGAAAGAGUUGAUCGAUCCAAGACUGAUUAUUGACUCUUCAGGUAGCAUCUCAAGCAAAUAAUGUGUCUGCAUAUAACCUCUGAGCUCGCCGCCUCGCGUUCUACAGUUGCAUUGUGUGUGACCGCGGUUAUAGCCUGAAGUUUUAAAAAUGAAGACUAAAUGUUGUUUAGACUUUCUUUUAUCUUCACUUUACCAUAUUAGGAAAAAAAAAAUCUACCUCAUCAUUUAGAGUAACAAAGUUGUUAGUUUGUAGACCAUCAUUUCCUUCAGGCUAGAUUCAGUAACCCAUUUGAAAAACUGGGUGCCGACCAAUAUGGCAGUGUGCGUGGCUCCUCCCCAUCUGUUUGGCUGCCAGUAGCAACCGUCCAGUAGGAGUUUACAGUGCCACAGCAAGAAUGUGCUGUGCAUCUUGCUUUGUUUCUUUAAGUCACAUUGUAAAAUACUAAGGCAUGCUUCUUGACUUAAUUUUUAACCUGUGAGCUGUUCUGUCAAGCACGGAGCAUCUUGCGCACUCCACCCACUUUAUACCUGCUGUCCUCAAGAGUUAGUGGGGUUGGAUUUGGAUUUGUCAGAGGGGACGAGUUAUAGGGUCCUUUCACAUUUUCCAGCUGUAAAAUACAGGACCCUUAGGACCCUGUGCAGAUGGCAGUGGGGAGACAUCCUUGUUGUAUUGUCUGGACGAGAGCUGGCCUCCCAUUGCCAGAAGGCUGGCCAUGGGCCUCAGAGCAGGCUGGGCCAAGUUACCUUGCCGCACAAUGCCAGGAACUUGGCUUCUCAUACUGAAGUGAGGAUCUUAAACAGGAAUCUUUUCUGUUGUUAUCCAACAUAAAGCUAAAAGGCUGAAUAUAAACUGUGAAAAUUGCUUUCUUUUAACAAAAACUCAGAUCCCUCCUUCAACCUUGCAAAUUUUUAAAUAAAAUCAUAUCAAACUCAAA
Molecule: messenger RNA, 2613 nt
Organism: Grammomys surdaster
Lineage: Eukaryota; Metazoa; Chordata; Mammalia; Rodentia; Muridae
Gene: Coil
Product: coilin
Exons: 7
Coding region: 9-1739 (576 amino acids)
Biological process (GO): spliceosomal snRNP assembly
Cellular component (GO): Cajal body
Molecular function (GO): U2 snRNA binding; U1 snRNA binding
Source: RefSeq, a predicted model, not a curated record